Molecule: messenger RNA, 1392 nt
Organism: Hyphopichia burtonii NRRL Y-1933
Lineage: Eukaryota; Fungi; Ascomycota; Pichiomycetes; Serinales; Debaryomycetaceae
Product: pseudouridine synthase
Exons: 1
Biological process (GO): mRNA pseudouridine synthesis; tRNA pseudouridine synthesis
Cellular component (GO): nucleus
Molecular function (GO): pseudouridine synthase activity; RNA binding
Source: RefSeq, a predicted model, not a curated record
GAAUGGGGUCCAAGAUUAGAUGAGAAUGGUAAUCCAGUUCCCAAAUCAGAAAGAAGACCAAAGAAAAAGGUUGCUUGUAUGAUUGGGUAUUGCGGUACUGGAUAUAAUGGGAUGCAAAUUCAAAAUAAUCCAGAUGUUAAAACUAUUGAAAAUGAUAUUUUUCAAGCAUUUAUCAAGGCAGGUGCUGUUUCUCCAGAAAAUUCUCUUGAUUUGAAAAAAAAUGGGUUCAUGAGAGCUGCCAGAACUGAUAAAGGUGUUCAUGCUGCUGGUAAUGUUAUUUCGUGUAAGUUAAUUAUUGAAGAUGAAGAUAUUUUGGAAAAAAUCAAUGCCAACUUACCAAGUCAAAUUAGAGUUUGGGGUAUUGAAAGAACAAACAAAUCAUUUGACUGUCGUAAAAUGUGUUCUUCAAGAGUAUAUGAAUAUUUAUUACCAACUUAUUCAUUAUUACCAGCUAAGCCAAAUAGUAUUUUAGCCAAGUUUAUUGCUGAAAAUAAAAAGGCACAUCCAGGAGUUAGCCGUGAUGAUGAAGAAGGUGAUAAAUGGUGGGAAGAAACUUUACAAACCAUAAUGAAGGAAGGAAAUAUUAGUCAAGAGGAUAUUUUCCUGAUUCAAACAAAAGUCAAUGAUACUUCCAACCCGGCCAAUUCAAAUAAUAACGAAGAUGCAGAAGUUGAAAAUGUUCAAAUCAAUCCAAUAGUUAAUGAAAAUGGAGAAUUAACAGAAUUGGGUAAACAGAUGAGGCUUAUAAAAGAUACUGAGAAUAAUUGUAGAAGAUCAUAUCGUAUUUCAAAAGAACGUCUUGAUUUAUUUAGACAAGCCAUGAAACAAUAUGAAGGAACUAAUAAUUUCCAUAAUUUUACUUUAGGUAAACAUUACAAAGAUGACUCAGCUAAAAGAUUUAUGAAGGAUACCAGUGUUUCUGAACCUUUUAUUAUUGAAGGUACUGAAUGGGUUUCCAUCAAAAUUCAUGGACAAUCAUUUAUGUUACAUCAAAUUAGAAAAAUGAUUUCAAUGGCAUGUCUUAUUGUUAGAACUGGAUGUCCAAUUCAACGUAUUGUUGAUUGCUUUGGUCCAAAUAAAAUUAAUAUUCCAAAAGCUCCUGCUUUAGGUUUAUUAUUAGAAAACCCAGUUUAUGAAGGAUAUAAUGGAAUAUUAGAAAAACAUGGAUAUAAACCAAUUGAAUUUACUAAAUACGAAACCGAAAUGAAUGAAUUUAAAAUGAAAUUCAUUUAUGAUAAAAUCUAUGGUGAAGAAACAAAAGAGAAUACAUUCCAUGGAUUUUUCAAUUUUAUUGAUACCUUCAAAGGCAAUGAAACUCAAAGUAAUAAAGAUAAACAUAUUUUUGAUUUCUUAGGUGCUGUUUUUGAAAACGGCUUAGAGAAAAAAAAUUAA